AUGGCGGAGCGCCACAAUGCCAUUAUCAAGCAGUGCCUUAGAGCUUAUUGUUUCAACCACAAAGACUGGGACCAGCACAUCCCUGAAAUUGCCCUGGCCAUGCGCACGGCUGAAAGCGUUGUCACGUGCUACACGCCUGCUUUCCUCUGUUAUGGCCGGGAGCUGAGAACCCCAUGGACACAGGCUGAGGCCAAAGACGACGCGGAGCCUCCUGCGACAGCAUAUUGUGCAUUUGCUACUGAGGUCUCCAAGUGUCUGCAGAAGGUGCUUGACUUCUCCAGGACACACCAAAACCACACGUGGCGCGCCCAGAAGACUCGCUACGACCAGCACAGGCGGCCACUGACAAUACAGGAGGGUGAUCUCCCCGGCGUUCCGGUCCUUUUCGGGCAGUGA
This is a messenger RNA of Rhipicephalus microplus (southern cattle tick), 396 nucleotides long. RefSeq lists its product as uncharacterized. Lineage: Eukaryota; Metazoa; Arthropoda; Arachnida; Ixodida; Ixodidae. The record is from RefSeq and is a predicted model, not a curated record. Gene Ontology annotation, molecular function: nucleic acid binding.